AAGAGAUGCAUGAAGAAGAGGAGUUUGAUUUCAGUGAAGUUAUGAUUCACCAAGUGAUUCACACUAUUGAAUUUUGCCUGGGUUGCAUUUCGAACACUGCAAGUUACCUUAGAUUGUGGGCAUUAAGUUUGGCUCAUGCCCAAUUGUCGGCGGUAUUGUGGGAUAUGACUCUUAAACCUUCGUUCGGCAUAAAAGGACCACUAGGAAUUAUUGCUCUGAUCAUAGCAUCAACUUUAUGGUUGUCUUUGACCAUUGUUAUUCUGUUAUUGAUGGAAGGCUUGUCGGCAUUCUUACAUGCUUUGCGUUUGCAUUGGGUUGAAUUUAACAAUAAAUUUUACGAAGGAACCGGCAGAAAAUUCGAUCC
Acaulospora morrowiae is the source of this 364-nucleotide messenger RNA. Lineage: Eukaryota; Fungi; Glomeromycota; Glomeromycetes; Diversisporales; Acaulosporaceae. The record is from the annotation of a GenBank genome assembly.